UUGUAGGUCAAAGUAUUCAAACUUUAUUUAGGGUCUAUUUUAAAUAGGUAAAUUUAUACCGAAUAAGUAAUCUUGCACGCCACUUCAAGUAUGGUAGUUAUGUAUUGGUAUGUCAAAAAAUAUAUGAAUUGUCAGAUAGAUUUCGUAUGAAUAAAUUUUGGAGAUUUCCCAAGUAUUUUGAAUCCACGACACAAAGAUACAGUCCACAAGCAUUAAACAUCACGUAUUAAACAAUUUUUGGCCAGCUACGAGCCGGAUUAAGAUUCACGACCUAUAGAUACCAAGUAGAUGAAGAUUACGUGCAGGUACGAAAAAUACUAGCAUACCAGUCUUCAAUUAAUUCAUUGCGAACAGAGACUAAGUGAGUCGGUUCCUUCAUUUCUUUACUCUAUAAGUCUCCAUUGGCUUUUCUCGUUAUUUCCCUACUUAGGUGGUAGAAUUGUCUCGUUAUCAAUCGUAAUAUCAUCACUCAUAAUUUAAUCACGUUAAUUAAUCUAAUUUCACUUUAUUAUUAAAAUGACUGAAUCUGAAACGGAAAUAACUAAAAUUAAACAUGAAAGGGGGAUUUUUAAGGGAAAACUGACGCGAUUUGAAAAAUUCUUAUCAGACAAAAAUAAUCAAGGUGCUAUUAUCGAAAUAGAAACUAGGUUAAAGGCGAUAGAAAAUGCUUUUGAACAAUUUGAAAUUAUUCAAUCGAAAUUGGAACUCUUAGACAAAGACGAAGAGUUCUUAAAAGAACGCGAUAUUAUAGAAUCUAGGUUUUUCAAAUGUUCGAGUAAUGCGUCUGAAUUAAUUAAAAAGCAAACAAUAGUAACCUCAGUUGUUCCAACACCAAUUCAAUCUGUAGCGUCAACUGUUAAACUACCCGAUAUUGAUUUACCAAAAUUUUACGGCACAAUAGAAACAUGGCAAAGCUUCUUUGACAUAUUUAAAUCAUUGGUACACGACAGGUCCGAUUUGUCAAAUACACAAAAAUUUAUUUAUCUCAAAGGCUGUUGUAAAGAUGCCGCCUUUAGAACCAUACAAGAUAUCGAUACUACUGAAACAAAUUAUGAAUUAUCGUUGAGUUUAUUAAAGAAAAAAUACGAAAAUAAGCGACAUAUUAUCAUGCACCAUUGGUGAGUUCGGGCUACGCACUCUUUUCACUCUAUUCACUCCUAAAGUACCUAAAGCGUUCGGGCACGGAAGGAGUUAAAAUAAAAGUUCCUUUUUGACCGUUCGGAAGAUCGCGGAGUGGAGUCAAUGGAGUGUGGUAUCGGGCAUGCGCAUAAAGUUUGUUUUGCUACAGAUCGAUCGAUCAGGCGAUGCCAGAUGUCCUUUGUUCUUUUUAUCUUUUUCUUUGUUGAGCUGUAAUUAAGCAAAAGCCAUUUUUUUUUACUCUUUGUAUCUUUUGAUUUAAAAAGCGUCUUGUUUCCUGUACUGCGAUGGAUAGCUUUGUGGAUAGCAACAAUAUUGAUAUUGAACCUACAAAAAUUACGCACACGUUAGUUACUGAUGCGGACGAAAAUGUAAUUGUAAGCAAUAACAAUAUAUUGCUCUAUGAUAACACCACUCAAACGUGUUACUACACUCCUAUGAGUACACACAUAUUAAAAGAAUUUAAUCUAGAAGGUACUGUAGAAACUGAAAAAGUAGAUAAUGUAAUUAACAAAAACGGGGAAAAAAUCUGGACCAAAGAAAAUACUUUAUUGUUAAUUGAAACAGUACAAAAAUAUGACAAAAUAUUUUCUGAUGGCAUUAAGAAAAAUGCUUGGGAAAAAGUAGCUCAAGAAUGCCAAAAAGUAAAUAUUUCCUUAAAUAAAAAGCAAUGCGAAACAAAAUGGAAGACUUUAAAAAGGACUUAUAAAAAUAUAUUGUUGCACAACAACACCUCGGGAAAUGCCAAAAAGAAUUGGGAAUAUUUUGAUGUACUCCACAACUAUUUAUUUCAGAAACCUGAAAUAAGUCCACCUGCCACUGCAUCCAGUAUUUCAGGAGUAACAAUUAAUAAAGAAAAUGUACUUCCUUCAGUAAGUGGAACUUUGGAAAGUUCUUUCUGCAAAAAAAGGAAACAGAAAGUUUCUGAGACUGAAAAGAGACAUGCAGAAAAAUUAAAGAGAUAUGACAGGUUUAACGACUUAUUCGAAAAAAUGGUUGAAAAAAUGUAAGAGUUUUGUUUUAUAUCACAUGGAUUUUGACUUGCUGUGAUAAUUAUUAGGAAUAUAUUUUUUUUUUUUUUUGAGUUUUUAAUAGUUUUUACUUUUGUUUUUAUAGUUUUUACUUUUGUUUUUAUAGUUUUUAGUUUUGACAAUUAAGAAUAUAUUUGUUUGAGAUUUU
Molecule: messenger RNA, 2316 nt
Organism: Psylliodes chrysocephalus
Lineage: Eukaryota; Metazoa; Arthropoda; Insecta; Coleoptera; Chrysomelidae
Source: the annotation of a GenBank genome assembly